AUGGCGUUUCGCGCAUUCACGCGCUGUCGCGCUCUGUUGAGUGGUACCGUUAGACGCGCACCAUCCCGACCGAUCGGUUUAGGAACCAACUCAUCGAAAGCCAAGUUCUUCAGAUCAAUUCACACGGCACCACAACCCAAGAAAAUUGGUCCAUUCAUCCCUCUUCAACUCUUGAUUCUCGGUGCAGUCCCGCUCUUUGCGGGGUACCUCAUCGGCCGCUCCGGUGCCUCGGGCCCGGAAGCUGAGGGCCCGGGGAAGUUGUCGCAUGUAGAUUUCGCAAGCCGGAAGCAAAUGGUCAAGGCGGCCCAGGAGAUCUCCAAUGCUCUAGGUGAAGGUGCAGUCAGCUUCGAUGAAGAUGAGAUUGAGCUUCAUGGACACUCUGAUUGGUCUACUUCCAACUCGAGCGGUCGCGCCGUGGCUAUCGUCUAUCCGAGGACGACGGAAGAUGUCUCGCAGAUAGCCAAGAUUUGCAACAAGUACAAUGUGCCAAUGGUACCUUUCGGCGCCGGCUCUUCCGUCGAGGGAAGCUUCUCAUCACCAUACAGCGGAAUCUGCAUCGACUUUGUGCACAUGGACAAGAUUAUAGCUUUCCACCCUGACGACAUGGACGUCGUCGUCCAGCCAGGAGUAAACUGGGUAAAUCUCAACAAGGAAAUCCAAUCCUCAGGCCUCUUCCUCCCGCUAGAUCCCUCGCCUACAGCCCUCAUCGGCGGCAUGGUCUCCACAAACUGCAGCGGCACAAACGCCUUCCGCUACGGCACGAUGAAAGACUGGGUUGUCAACUUGACCGUCGUCCUCGCCGAUGGGCGCAUUAUCAAGACCCGCCGACGGCCGCGCAAGAACUCGGCGGGGUACAACCUGACGAGCUUAUUCGUCGGCGCCGAGGGCACGUUGGGGAUCGUGACGGAGGCGACGGUGAAGCUUGCGGUCGCGCCGGCGGAUUCGAGUGUGGCCGUGGUGUCGUUUGGAACAAUUGAGGAGGCGGCGAGAGCUGCGACAGGGUUGAUAAGGAGCGGGGUGCCACUUGGGGCGCUGGAAUUUUUGGAUGAGGUGCAGAUGAGGGUUAUCAAUCGGCAUGGGAGUGAGGCUGUUCGCAAGACUGCGUGGGAUGAGAGUCCAACGUUGUUUCUGAAGUUCUCGGGGACCACAGACAACAUCAAGGGAGAUAUUGCUAGGGUCAAGGAAAUCGUGCACCCGUUCAAGCCGCGCAAGGUCUUCUUCGCCAGAGACAAGCAGGAAGAAGUUGAUCUAUGGGCCGCGAGAAAGGAAGCUCUCUGGACGAUGACGUCGAUCAAGCCCGAGGGGUACUCUCUCUGGUCUACAGAUGUGGCUGUGCCAAUUUCGAGGUUGGCCGAGAUCAUCACAUUAUCCAAGGAAGACUCUGGAAAGCUCGGUCUCUUUGCGAGCGUCAUUGGACACGUCGGAGACGGCAACUUUCACCAGGCGGUCAUGUAUGACCCCAAGAACGAAGAGCAGCGAGCUUCAGUUGCCAAGUGUGUUCAUGAUAUGAUGGGCAGAGCUUUGGAGAUGGAGGGCACCGUCUCUGGAGAACAUGCUAUCGGUAUCGGGAAGAAGGAUUGUCUUGUCGAUGAGCUCGGCGUUGAUGCUAUUGAUUUCAUGAGGACGUUGAAGCAGGCUGUGGACCCGAAAUGGAUUAUGAACCCUGGCAAAGUAUUUGACCUUCCUAUCAAUUCGAAAGCCGUUGCUGCAUCAUAA
Molecule: messenger RNA, 1716 nt
Organism: Colletotrichum godetiae
Lineage: Eukaryota; Fungi; Ascomycota; Sordariomycetes; Glomerellales; Glomerellaceae
Product: glycolate oxidase
Exons: 8
Coding region: 1-1716 (571 amino acids)
Biological process (GO): lactate catabolic process
Cellular component (GO): mitochondrion
Molecular function (GO): FAD binding; D-lactate dehydrogenase (cytochrome) activity; D-lactate dehydrogenase (NAD+) activity
Source: RefSeq, a predicted model, not a curated record